Molecule: messenger RNA, 1371 nt
Organism: Malaya genurostris
Lineage: Eukaryota; Metazoa; Arthropoda; Insecta; Diptera; Culicidae
Exons: 1
Coding region: 1-1371 (456 amino acids)
Source: RefSeq, a predicted model, not a curated record
AUGGUUUGUUUUAAAACGCAGAACAGUAGCAGAAUAAGGCAUGAUGUUGAAUCUACGCAGAACAACACAUUGAUUGACUCAGUAGAAGUUCCCGAAAGGAAACCUAAUUCGGUUGGAGCAUCGGAGCAAAGGGUAGCUCAUACGGCAGCGGUCGAUAAUUCUGAACAUUCUUCGCAUUGCGUUUCGACACCCAAGGUAUUAUUGGCAACGGUGAUGGUAACGGUACAAGACGAAGCGGGAUACCAUACUACUGCAAGGGCAUUGUUAGAUUCGGGAUCUCAAUGCAAUUUCAUUUCUCGUCGGCUUUGUCAACAAUUCAAGCUACAACAAAACAAGGUACAAGUUCCUGUAGUUGGAAUUGGUCAAUCAGAAAUAUUGGCCAAAUACGAAGUACAGUUGACUGUUUCAUCCAGAACAAGGAACUUUUCGCGAUCACUGCCAUUACUAGUGCUCCCGAAAAUUACGGUGAAGCUUCCAAUUUCGGAUAUCGAUGUUGCCGAUUGGAAAAUCCCCAACUACAUAUGGCUUGCAGAUAUAGAAUUUAAUCGAUCAAAUCCAAUUGAUUUGAUAUUAGGCGGAGGCUCAUUUUUCGAAAUAUUCAAUACUGGAAAGCUCAUGGGAUUGGGCGACGGCUUACCAAAUCUGGAUGAUUCCGUCUUCGGCUGGGUAGUGGCCGGAGAAUAUACAAAAAUAUCAUACAACUCUCCUAGGGUUUGUAACAUAGCUGCAACUACACCUUUGGAGGAACUUCUUCCCAGAUUUUGGUCCUGUGAAGAAAUCCAAUGUAGUAAUAAUAUGUCGCCGCAGGAGAUACGAUGUGAAAGACAAUUUACAAGAACAACCCAACGAGAAGUCGAUGGAAGGUAUAUCGUGACCUUACCGAAGAAUGAACAAGUUAUGACGAAACUGGGAGAGUCCAAGGAAAUUGCAUUGAACAGGUUAUUUGCAUUGGAACGGCGCUUGAAUAAUAAUCCGAUACUGAAGGAAAGAUACGACGAGUUUUUGAAGGAAUAUUUAUGUUUGGGACAUAUGAAAAAGGUUGAUAUCAAUGCAGAUUCCCAUCACAAACGCCUUUACUUGCCACAUCAUCCUGUCGUAAAAGAGAAUAGUACCACUACUAAAGUCAGAGUAGUGUUUGACGCAUCCUGUAAGACUAACACUGGUGUCUCCUUAAACGAUUGUUUGAUAGCCGGACCAGUUAUUCAGGACGACCUUCGUUCAAUAAUAUUUCGAAGUCGAACGCGGCAGGUUUUGAUCGCAGCGGAUGACAGGUGGUUGCAAAACAUACUAUGGCGAUUUGAUUCCAACGAUACUCCAUCGACGUACGAACUGAUUACAGUAACAUACGGAACCAAGUCUGCGCCUUAUUAA